AUGGAGAAGAAGAAUGAUUUUGCAGAGAAAAUUGACCCUGAGGACUUUGCCUUGGGUACCCUUGCCAUGGAUGACAAGAAACUCCUACGCAAGAUCGACUGGCAAAUCUUGCCGAUUAUGUUUCUGACAUAUUUCUUGCAAAUGAUUGACAAGAUUGCAAUCAACUAUGCAAAUGUCAUGGGUAUUCAAGAUGAUUUGGGAAUGAGCGGGAACGACUUUUCGUGGCUGGCAACGGCUUUCUUCAUCGCUUAUGCCAUCGCCGAGAUCCCCCAGGGGGCUCUUCUCCAACGGUUCCCAGUUGCGAAGGUUCUCGGAGCCAACGUCUUUUGCUGGGGUAUUAUCCUUUGCUGCUCUUCGGCGACAAAGAAUUUUGCCGGAAUUCUCGCACUCCGCGUUCUCCUUGGCUUGAUGGAGGCGGUUAUUGCACCCUCCCUCACAUUGUAUACCAGUAUGUGGUAUACUCGCGCGGAGUCGACUCCACGAUAUGGAUUUUGGUACUGCGGUCUUGGAGUAGGACAGAUUGUUGGGGGCUUGAUCUCCUUUGCCGCUCAGCACGCCUCGGCAAGCUUGUCAUUUGGUGGAUGGCGGAUCAUGUUCGUUGUUAUCGGUGCAGUCAAUAUCUUGGUGUCCCUGCUGGUUCUCUUCGUGUUGCCCGAAACACCUUCCAAGGCCAAGUUCCUCACCGAGGAAGAGAAGCAGCGUAUUUUCCAGCGACUCAACCAGGACCAAGCCGGUGUUGGUGAGAAAGUUUUCCGCUGGUCAUCUAUUCUUGAAGUAUUCGCCGAUCUUCAAACGUGGAUGCUGGUGCUUCUGACCAUUCUUAUUACGAUUCCCAGCGGUGUAAUCACUACAUUCUCGUCAAUUCUUAUCAAGGGCUUUGGGUAUGACUCGAAGGAGAGCGCUUUGCUGAAUAUACCGUCCGGUGUGGUUAGCAUUGUCUCCACCAUGGUCUCAACAUAUGCGAUUUCCAGAGGGUUCUCACGGUGGUUGGCUAUCGACAUUCUGUUAAUUCCCACGCUAUUGGGGUCCUGUCUCAUGUCAUUUCUUCCAACCUCCGACAAAGGGGGCUGUCUUGCCGGGAUCUAUCUGGUCAAUACAACGGUUGCUCCUCUUGCUUUGAUUUACGCAUGGACUGGCGCAAACUUCAAAGGUUACACAAUGAAGGUUUCUGGGGCAGCCAUUAUCUCAAUGGGGUUCAGUAUCGCAAAUAUCAUCGGACCACAGACUUUCCAAGCCAAAGAUGCUCCACAAUACAUUCCUGCGAAGAUCACUUUGGUCGCGGUGAAUGCUGCGGCGAUUUUGGUCUCCACUGGUCUGCGCGUUAUGUACGGAAUCCGCAAUUCUAGGGCCGAUCGCUUCGGGGCCCCGGCCCGCAGCUCUAUGGAGGCGCGACAGGCCAAUAAAGGAAACGUACAGGAUUUCCAUGAUGACAAAAGCUUCCGUUAUGUUUACUGA
Molecule: messenger RNA, 1455 nt
Organism: Penicillium atrosanguineum
Lineage: Eukaryota; Fungi; Ascomycota; Eurotiomycetes; Eurotiales; Aspergillaceae
Product: ferritin-like domain-containing protein
Exons: 5
Coding region: 1-1455 (484 amino acids)
Biological process (GO): transmembrane transport
Cellular component (GO): membrane
Molecular function (GO): transmembrane transporter activity
Source: RefSeq, a predicted model, not a curated record